AUGCGGAAGGUCCACGCAAUUGGACGGCUAAGAGGGACUCAGGUAUCGGAGCCGGAGGCGGAAAUAGGUUCAGAAGAGAGUCAGGAACAACUUGAGGAGCCUAUGGGGGAUAAGGAGGGCGAGAAGGAUGACUCUGGCCCAGACUCCAGCGAUCUGGCGUCGGGGAGCGAUGGGCGCACAGUGGAGGACGUUAAAGAUGGGGAGAUCGAGGCAGGUUUGAACGAGGAGCGUAGGCUCACCGUCAUCUUCAUCUCCUCGUCGUCCCCUGGCCUCGAGAAUUCCGAGCAGAUGGUUCUUUUCUAG
This is a messenger RNA of Lasiodiplodia theobromae, 303 nucleotides long. RefSeq lists its product as uncharacterized. Bases 1 to 303 code for a protein of 100 amino acids. The transcript has a single exon. The record is from RefSeq and is a predicted model, not a curated record. NCBI's taxonomy places the organism in Eukaryota, Fungi, Ascomycota, Dothideomycetes, Botryosphaeriales, Botryosphaeriaceae.